Messenger RNA from Mesorhabditis belari, 1194 nucleotides. Lineage: Eukaryota; Metazoa; Nematoda; Chromadorea; Rhabditida; Rhabditidae. The record is from the annotation of a GenBank genome assembly.
AUGGACUCAAAAUUUAUUAAGCAAGAAGUGAAUUGGGACGGGCAUUUGAGCGCUACCGGCUGCAACAACAACACGCUGCCUGGCGAUGUGUUCCCAGGUCUUCCCCCGCUUGCCCACCAUCCGAAUUCUCUGCUUGGCCCUCCUCAACCCAUCGAUUGGUCGCUUCCGUUUGGAUCGAUCAAAUUCCCUGUCUCAAAAAUCUCCUCAACGCCCUACAGUGAUGCGACGAAUUGCAAGAAAUCCUCGAAUCACAUCAAACGUCCAAUGAACGCGUUCAUGGUGUGGAGUCAAAUGGAGCGGCGCAAAAUUUGCGAACACCAACCCGAUAUGCACAAUGCGGAGAUAUCGAAACAGCUCGGCUCCCGAUGGAGACAGUUGACCGAAGAGGAGAAAUCGCCGUUUGUCGCCGAAGCUGAGCGACUCCGACAAAUGCAUAUGCAGGAGUACCCUGACUACAAAUAUAAACCACGAAAGAAGCCAAAGAAGAACCCGGACGGAUCCCUUCAACAACCACAACAAAGCUCUCAACCUCCGCCCAAUUCACACGGGAAAACGCCGAAAACCGCGCAGAAGAGACCCCUUGGCGGAAUGGGACUUGUGCAAGUUGGUGGCGAUCCAUUCCCAUCUGCGAAAGCGAUGAAGAUUGAGGGAAUGAGUGAUGGACAGGGAGCGGUGAUGCCAUUCAUGCUGAGACACGAUGAGAUAAAGAGUCCGCACGGGAAACAAGACUCUCGCUACUCGUGCUCAUUCCCAUCUCCAUCCGAAUUCGGUCAUCAACCGUUAACCCCCGAGUCGGGUUUCUACGAUGAUUACUACCCGAAUGCUCCUUUCCCGCUUCACGCAUCCACCCCACCGAAUCACAUCCAUCUACACAAUAUGGAACCACCAUUCGGUCGUGCACCGCCCGGUUUCUCCUUCAUGCCUCACUCGGCUCCUGUAAACAUUCGACCUCCACCACCGCACAAUGAUCAAGAAGACGUUCGAUCACUUUCCUCGGGCUCUUCAGGGUAUGGAUCGGUUCACGGAGGAGGGCCCUCGUCGAACGAAUCAGAUCCAGUGAUCGCUCCUGGCUCUUUCCCGCCUGAGGCUGAGAUGUUGCCGUCGAUCACCGAUUUCAGUUUUGCGCACGCAUUACGGAAUGGAUCUGGUCAAUCGUGGCCAAGCGAUCUAUGGACGUGUUUCGACAUGCCUCAA